Moesziomyces aphidis is the source of this 909-nucleotide messenger RNA. The record is from the annotation of a GenBank genome assembly. Lineage: Eukaryota; Fungi; Basidiomycota; Ustilaginomycetes; Ustilaginales; Ustilaginaceae.
AUGCUGCAUCAAAGAGCGCAGGACGACGGCGCUGAUGCGGUGCUCGGCCGUUUCAUGCCCUUCGAACCUUCGGCCGCUCCCGCCUACAUCUUCUGCGCCAUCAACCUUGGACUCUGUUUCGUCUUCUUGUUUCACAUCCUCCGCAAACGGGAUUGGUAUGCACUUGCUCUUCCAACAGGAUGUCUAGUACAAGCAAUCGGCUACGUCAACAAGGUCCGCUUCCACUCCAAUCCAACGUUCGGUCUCUACUUCUCCGGCGAUUUGUUUGUUCAGAUCGCUCCCGUGGCGUAUCUCGCCUUCAACUACAUCCUCCUCGGCCGCAUUGCCCACGUUCUCGAGUCCAAUCCAAGCAUCACAAAAUCAAAGCGCCGUCUCGUCGGGUUCUCGCCGCGUUGGGUCAAGACGUUGUUCGUAUGGAGCGACGUCGUCACCCUUCUCGUCCAAGUCGCCGGUGGGCUCAUGAAGAUUUCCAGCGAUGUUGCCACCUUGGGUCACUACAUUGGCCUUAUCGGCAUCGGUCUGCAGCUUUUUUCCUACAUCAUUUACACCAGUCUGCUCCGAAGGUGUCAGAGGUCUUGUCCCAGCCUCAAGCAAGAUGAGGCAGGGUGCGGCAGAAGCGCCAUCCACCUCUUCCGAGUACUUUGGCUCAGUUCCGUAUUCAUCAUUAUCCGACUCCUGUACAGAAUCAUCGAACUGGCUCCCGGCCCAGACUCGCGCAUCUCUGCAAGCCAGGCAUGCUUCUACCUUCUCGAUGCACUUCCCCUCGUCUUCGCACUUGCACCAUACACGCUCGCCUGGCCUUCCAGAGUGUUCCCCGCGAUCAGCUUUCGCGGCCGCCCACCGAUUCCGUCCGGUGAGGACACGAUCUCCAAGCUUCCGCUCACACACAAUCCCUAUCAACAUGCAUGA